AUGCAGCCCAUCAUUGCGACCAAGGGCAAAGCGACCCAUCUGCGGUAUGAGCUGCCCCAGCGCGCGCACGCCAGCGCCGUAUACCCCGUCAAGGCGCCCAACGGCUCGACCAUCAUUCUAUCGGGCAGCGAGCAUGGAGUCGGUAUCCUGUGGAGAGGCGGCCGCCCGCUGAAGCUGUCCGCGCCUGCCCCGAAGGCGCCCGCAAAAGCACCGCCAAAGGUCAAUGGCACCAAGGAUGCCAUCAUGAUCAUCGACUCCGACGACGACUACGAACCGCCAAAGGCUGUAUCACACCCGCCGCUCCCAAAGGCUGAGUUCGACGACGACGAGGAAGAGUUGGAUCCCGACCGCCCCUACCCCUCGAUUGUCCAGCACCUGCGAUUGCCUCUUAAUACAGAGGUACUGCACAUCGCCGUCCCUCAAGUACCGGCGCCCUCGGAGCUGCAGCCUGGCCAGACCAUCCCGCGCGUCUUCAAAGAGAAAAUCGUCUUUGCGGUAGCAUGCACUGACUACACUGUACGCAUCAUAACACUUCCUUUAAGUCCGCCACCAAACGCAGCGAAGGAGCGACCAUCCACUGGCAAAUCCCUGUAUGGUGAAGAGGUUGUCAAGAUCCCUACUUAUGCCGGCCACCAAACCGUUCCAGCUGGCGUGAGCAUGACGUGGACGUCGCAAUCCGAACGAACCAAUGGAGAGGAUCCAGAGGAUGAAAUGGAAGUUGAUCAAGACACCGCUACUGCCCCGCUUCGACGAAGUCCUCGGAAGAAACAAGCCCCAUCCCAGCCUACGGUUUCGAAAGAUACAAAAGGGUUCGAACUUCUGGUUGCGUCGCACUCCCCAGAGCUAGGUGGUCUCUUGAAGAUCUGGCGAUUUGGCCUCACCGACACAUCAGUCAAGGCUACCAACCCCAUCUCCCCGUAUCAAACCGUUACGCUUGCCAAACCCGCUGCGAAGAUAGCCUUCAACACAGCACAUUACCCGAAGAAGCGACAUUCGCAGCUCCUCGUCGCGGACUCGGCUGGCGUUGCACGUAUAUACGAUCCGUUUGCACCCCGCAAACGUAACGGUGUUUCCGGUGCGUUCAUUGCAUUGUUCAGAACUCGAUUCGAGAAUGUCAAAUCCAACGUACCAUAUCCACCCACGCUUGCCUCAAGGAAGCCGAUCAUCGAUGCCGCUUGGGUAUCCGGCGGCCACGGCAUUCUUGCGUUGCUUGCGGACGGUGAGUGGGGCAUAUGGGACGUGCAACAAGAGGGCCCAAAGUCAUCUACCGAUCCGUCUGCUUUUUCUGUCCGGAAUUUCGUUGGCACCUCAGAAUCCGACAAAUCAAGCAGCGGCGCCUCCAGCCCCAAAUCACGCAGUAAUCGCAGUUCACUGGUGCCAAUGACGCCCAACACGCGUCGAAGGACGCAGGAAGUGCUGUUUCAAGGGAACCCAUCUAGCUCGAUACCAACACGAGGUGGCGUUUCGGUCGCUUCUCUCGCGUCUACCAACGGCGACGCAGCGCUGGAAUCAGUCGUCAUAUGGUAUGGCAAGGAAGUCUACCGGCUUAACGACCUUGUCAAAUACAGGGCACGAGCUGCUGCUAGUAACGCCGGUAGUUCACUCCCCGGACCUGGACUGUCCCAGGUGCAAGACAUACCUUUGCUCGGGGAGUCUAUUGUGUCUGUCAGCCAAUUUGACACGACCAAGAAAGAGGCUCAGAUGGCUGUUCCGAGGAGCCUACUUCUGUCAGCCGGAUACCGAUUGAUCAUCUCAACAGUGACUAAUCAAGUGGUUGAUCGAGACGCCAGCACGGCCUCGACGAAAGAGCUGGGGGAAGAAGAGUCUACCCGACGAACUGACCAAGCUCUGCUGGCUCGCGGUGAACUUGGUCUUGAGGGGAUGUCGAGACUGCUGGACAACAUGACUGGAAGCGGGCCUAACAAUAUCCUGACGUUGGGCAACCCACGCAAGGUCUUGUUUGAAGGUCUUUGA
Molecule: messenger RNA, 1974 nt
Organism: Paraphaeosphaeria sporulosa
Lineage: Eukaryota; Fungi; Ascomycota; Dothideomycetes; Pleosporales; Didymosphaeriaceae
Exons: 2
Coding region: 1-1974 (657 amino acids)
Molecular function (GO): protein binding
Source: RefSeq, a predicted model, not a curated record